UUCAAAAAAGAAGAUGGCGGCGGCUGAAAGUGAUCCUCAAAACAAACACAAGCUAGGCAGGAGGGGGACAAAAUGCAGUGUGUUCAACAGUCAGGAAAAGCCAGACACCAGCCAACCGGUGAUUUUUAACCCGGACUUCUUUGUGGAGAGGCUGAAACAUGAGCAUCCGCAGAUCUUUGCAGAGUUGAUACUCAGCAACAUUACUAGGCUCAUCGAUCUUCCGGGGGACGAAUUCGCACAGCUUACUGGAGAGUCCGAGCCCAGGGUGCCCGCCUCCACUGGCUUCUUGCGCUCCUUGAACUUCCUGAAGAGAAAAGACAAAGGAGUGGUUUUUGGUGCACCGUUAACGGAAGAGGGAAUAGCACAGAUCCAUCAGCUCAUUGAAUACUUGAGUAAAAACCUUCAUGCGGAGGGGUUGUUCCGUGUGCCAGGACACAGCCUCAGACAGGCAGCCCUGAGGGAGAUACUGAAUGCUGGCACAGAGAUAGAUCUAGAGACAGGUGACUUCCACCCCAAUGAUGCGGCCACAUUGCUUAAAGCCUACCUGGGAGAACUGCCAGAGCCUCUGCUCACUCACAAACAUUAUCACGCUCACCUCAAGAUUGGAGAGCUCACUCGCUUCGACGAAAAUGGCGAUAAGACCAAUGUGCCUGACAAGGAACGUCAGAUAGAGGCAUUUCAGCUGCUUUUAAUGCUGCUCCCACCAGCUAACAGGAGCCUGCUGAAGCUGCUGUUGGACUUGUUGUACCACACCGCUCGCAAUCAGCACCUCAACAAGAUGUCUGCGAUCAACCUCGCCACAAUGUUCGCUCCACAAAUCAUCUGGCCUAAAAAUGUGACAGCGAGUGAUCUCCAGGGAAACAUUGAGAAACUGAAUAGUGGCAUAGCGUUCCUCAUCAGGCAUUCGCAGAAACUAUUCAAGGCCCCAGUAUAUAUCAAAGAAUAUGCCCGCUUAUACUUCAAAGGAUCAAACUCUCUUCAAUCUAAGGACGACUCGACCCUCUUUUCACGGACCAAAGACACCGCGUACACAGCUGCCCCGUUGUCUCCCAUAACGCGGCCAAUUGGACGUGAGGUCAACAGCACCUGCGCUGCCGGGUCAUCCGAGUCUCUGAGUUACACUGAAUCUGCCCUCAGAGAGCUGUACCAGCAAGUCAACAGCAUGCCCGAGUCUGCCAAAAAGAAGAAACUCAUCAGACAAUUUGAAAAGCAGCCUUUGUCGACACCUCUGUCUGACUCACGGACUCCAUUCAGCAGGAAACACUGGCGUUCGCGCUCUCUAGGUGGAAUGAUCAAGAGGAAGGUGUUAGGAAGCCAGGUAUUGACAGAAAAGGAAAACAGCAAAAUGCACAGUCCUCUCCAAAGCAGUUCAAUCGAUGGCCAGGGCACAGAAAAGAUCAACUGAGAAGAAGAUUAAUCGUCUUUUAAAGAAUGUGCCAAGGGAACUUCAAUUAGGCACAUUAAAGGAUCCGCCGGGUGUUGACUUGAACUAAACAGUGUAAUCCACUGCAAGGCUUUGUUUUGACACCAUGUUUAGAUCUGCACUCGGCUGUUCUUUUUUAUAUAUAUGUGUACACACAUAUAUAUAAAAAAAUCCCUGCAAAAAGUGAGUAUGAGCCCUAAAGGUAGCAAGGAAUCCACCAAAGUUUGACUUGACCCAUGCAACAUAAAAGGAGUCAAGUAAAAUGUUUUAGGUCAAUGUAAUUUACUGUUUUUCUUAGGUUCCCACUUGUCAAUUUAUGAUGUUCAGGGGGCAAAUUUAGCUUGAUCAUAGACUGAGAUGUGUUUCUAUUUAAUGUGCAGACUUAAUGGUAUUUAUUUCUUUGUGCAGGCUUUCCUAUUUAAAUAUGAAAUUUGCUUUAAAGUUGUAGAAAAUGUAGUUAGAGUUGCACCAUCUUUUAAGACUUAAAAUGUGGUAAAUCCAAAAAUGUGCCUUAAGAUUUUAUAAUUUUUACUUAAUAGCAACUUAUAGAGAAACAUUUUAUUCCCGUAAGUUACCAGAAGCCUUUUAGAGUUUUUAAGGAAUCCAUUCAAGUCAAGUGUCAGUUAAGUGUAGGACUAAUGACGAAUGGUGGGAGUUGCUGAGUGAAAUGUCACUAAAGCUCAACACUGUGAUACUUUUAACUACUGCUUCUCUUUUUAUCUUUCUGCUUCUCUUAAAUUCUAGACUUUCUCAGGCAAGUUUGAGUUCUUAUGCAACAUUGUAUACAGUUUUCUAUCCAUGGUUUUCGUUAUUCAGCUGUUAAAGCAAGAUGGGGUUUUUGUAUCAUUUUUUUUAAGAUUUACUGUCACUUUUUAUCUUCUCUUCAGUGGUGGGUUGAAUGCAAAUGAAGAUGAAUCGUCUUAUUGCAAUUUUCUAUCCUUUCUGGGAGAAUGUGAGUCUCUUUUUUUUAAAAAUCCUCCUUGGUGUCUUUUAUUCUUUCACUAGCAGUUUCUAGUUCAGUCAUCAGUCUGCCAAGCUGUUACAAGUUAACUAUAAUGUGAUUACUGCCCUCAUGGUCAAUGUAGCUGACCGGGGAACACAUGUACAACGAUGCUACUGUGAAGCUACGCAACUCACUGUAAUUAAAAGACAUCAAGCUGUGA
Solea senegalensis (Senegalese sole) is the source of this 2586-nucleotide messenger RNA. RefSeq names its product rho GTPase-activating protein 19-like. Gene Ontology annotation, cellular component: cytoplasm. The record is from RefSeq and is a predicted model, not a curated record. The transcript has 11 exons. NCBI's taxonomy places the organism in Eukaryota, Metazoa, Chordata, Actinopteri, Pleuronectiformes, Soleidae. Bases 14 to 1405 code for a protein of 463 amino acids. Gene Ontology annotation, molecular function: GTPase activator activity. Gene Ontology annotation, biological process: regulation of small GTPase mediated signal transduction; signal transduction.